CAAACUGCACGCGCGAACGUAUGUACACAGUAGUCAGGUAUUGUUAAAGACUGUGCAGUUUAAACCUCACUGGCGCAUAAAGUGAAUCUUGGACCUAAAGAGGCCAGUAAUGGCCACAAGCAACAGUUCAGUUCUCAAAGAUGUUGUUGCCUAUGUUGAUGUGUGGUCAUCAGACAAAACAGCAAACUAUUCAAAACCAUUUGUUCAGCAGCUGCAGGAAAUGGGAGCUCAGAUAUCAAAAACAUUCAAUAAACAAGUCACACAUGUUGUCUUCAACAAUGGUCAUCCAGCUACAUGGAGGAAAGCUAAGAAAAGUGAUGUGAGGCUCGUGUCUGUUCUCUGGGUAGGCAGAUGUUACGAUGACGGUGUGCGUGUGGAUGAGGAGAUGUAUCCAGCCUUAAAUGAUGAGAGCAAUCCUGUGUUGAAGAACAAGAAACAUCGUUGCAUGCAGCCAAAAGAUUCUCCAGAGAGGACGCCUGAAAAUGACAGACGCAUGAGGAAAAAAUUAGACAAAAUGAUGAAAGGCCUAGCUCCAAAACAACCUCUGGUUACAGAUGUGUCGCCCAUCAUCAUUGAUGAAGAGAAUGGAAUAGUUUAUAGUCCUGCAUUGAAAAGAUCAGAUUAUAUGGCACAGCGUUUGAAAGACAUGAAAGAGAAACGGGAAAACCUCUCACCAACAGCCUCACAAAUGGUUGAAUCCUGCUCACCUGUUGGGAUAAGGCCUUCUCUUGGGAGCACACCGAGUGUCUUCAAAUUAUUGUACGACCAAUCAGAUGAUGAUUCCAGUGCUUCUGCUGCUGAACCUGGUUACUCACCUGAUAAGGAAGAAGGGAGAACAGAAGUUGAUGUUACUGACCAUGACUGUCUUGAACAACGCCACAGAAAAGGCUCUAGCAAGCCCUGGCUGUCACCAUGCCGUGAUAUGCCAAAACGGAUGAUUUCAAGUCCUUUGAAAUGUCCUGACUUCAAGGAUGAAGAUGACAAAGAUGGGAAAUGCCAAAAAAAGCCAAGAAGAUCCUCAGUAAGAAAAAAACCAGCAGAGAAACACAAAUCUGUAGAUUUAUUAGAAAGGCCCUGCCAGGAUAACAGUUAUGACAACAGCAAGAGCUUUCACAAAGAAAAAAAGCCACCACAUGUAGAAACAUCCAGGCCAUCACCUAACAAAUCUGAAAAAGGAAAGCGAAAAUUUAAGUCAGCUAAGUUGUUUACAGAGACUAAGACCCAUUCUCUCCCUGACACUGUGAGCUCCUCUAGUUGCCUCUCGUCACCAGCCACUUUAGGUGAUGUUGUAGUUGAAUUGUCAAAAGAAACUGCUACUUCAUUACAGAAAAUACCCAAACGAGCCAGAAAGUCACUUUCUGCUUUGGUACAACCUUUCACUCCAUCCUGUGACUCUAAGAGUGUUGCCUCUUGUUCCACUGAUGGAGAUGAUGAUGUGUUUGAGGACUAUUUUUCCCCAGCUAACCACCACCAGAGAUCAAAAAGACCAGUUUUUCCUAAUCUACCUGUGGAGAGAGACAUUCAGAUUCCUUUUGAGUUGGGCUCUGUCCCACAGAAGAGAAAACAAAGAAGAAGUGAACGCAUUGGAUCUGAAACUAUCAGUAAAAAAAAGAGGAAACUGGAUGAAAGUCAGACAAAAAAAAAUAGCAAUCAGGAGUCUGAUGCAAGCAGUGAGCUCCAAAGUCACCCACAACAGGAUGUUAAAGAAUCUCUGUCUACAGUGGAGAAUGCCAAUGUAGUGGCUAAAAUGCAAAGACAAAGCACAUUGCCCUUUAGAAGCAUCAGUAAAACUAUAAGUGAUGCAGUGAAACAAAGAAGAGCAUCUACAUCAGUACGACCAACAAUGUUUACAGAGGCUAACACAGUGUCGGAGCUGCAGAAAAACUCUGAUGUCAGCGUCAAUUCUCAUACCUUGGAAAGUAGAGGAAAUGAAUGUACAGAUGCAGCUGGUUUAAUAGAGAUCCCCCCUGAAGGCGAAGAAAAUCCAAAUGAGCAAGUCAGUUUGAGUCUACAGAAAAUGGUCAACAAAACAAAGGCUAUGAGAACAUUGGUCAUGACAAGCAUGCCCACUGAGAAACAACAAACGGUGGUUCAGGUGGUGAAAGCACUGGGUGGUUUUUCAAUCGUUGACCGAGUUUGUGAGAGCACCACUCAUGUGGUGUCUGGAGGUCAACGGCGGACUCUGAAUAUUCUGUUGGGCAUCGCUCGUGGCUGCUGGAUCCUCUCUUUUGAAUGGAUUCUCUGGUGUUUGGAGCAAAGGCAGUGGAUUCCAGAGGAGCCGUAUGAGCUUUCAGACCAAUUUCCUGCAGCACAGAUCUGUCGUCUACAGAGGCACCUGUCUGCCGGGGAACACCAACAGGACCUGUUCCAAAGCCAACCAGCCAUGUUUGUGUCCCAGCACUCCCAGCCGCCCACUCAGAGUCUGGUAGAAUUGAUCCAGCUCUGUGGAGGAACAGUUUGCAAAACUGUGCGGCAGGCUGGUAUCUGCAUAGGGAAGUACCGCGGCAGGAGACCAGAGGGAAGCAGGAUCCUGUCUGAGCAGUGGGUGCUGGAUAGUAUCACAUAUUUGAAGCAGCUGUCAUAUGAUAACUACGACUUGGAGUGAAAGCUGUUGAAAAUAUAUAUAUAUUUUGGCUGUGAAGUUUCAGUAAUUUUAUGCUGGGCUGUGCCUGGUCACAUAACUUCAGUUUCUACCUUACAGUGUUCCAGUGCAGGUUUAUCAUCUUGCUUUGGAAACGUGUCAGAGGCUUUACGUAAAUCCUCUCAAAUAUUCAGUUUUCGAAGACUUCAAGUCCCUGGUUGCCAUGGAAACCUUCUGAAGACUAUCAACCAUAUCAACUGUCUAAGUUACUGUGAAACAUGGACAACUGCUUUGACGUAGUGUAUGUUGAUCCUUUAUUACUUAUAUUUCUUUGUAGUAAUCACUACUGUGUAACUGUGUGUUUUUCAGAAGACAUGAGAUCAACCCAGUUUUUUCUUGUGAUUUUAAAAAAUACUUACUGAGCCAGUUGAGCACUCUAAUGCAGAUUAACAUAUUGUGUCCUUUAUAGAAAUGUUUUCUGACAUCAUUGUUAAUAAAUACUUUUAACACUUUU
This is a messenger RNA of Micropterus salmoides (largemouth bass), 3095 nucleotides long. RefSeq names its product microcephalin 1 (gene mcph1). NCBI's taxonomy places the organism in Eukaryota, Metazoa, Chordata, Actinopteri, Centrarchiformes, Centrarchidae. The record is from RefSeq and is a predicted model, not a curated record. Gene Ontology annotation, biological process: mitotic cell cycle.